AGUUUCGUGCCGUGGCCUAUCAUUAUGGCGCAAGCUGAGACGUGGAUAGGCAAACUGACUGGGCGCAUCUUGUCGAAUCUGGCACACCAGAUGGCCUCUCCUCGAUUGUCGAUCGACAAAAAGACGCUGGAAAAGUCUUGGAAACUGAUGGACAAAGUCGUGAAACUCUGCAACAAUCCGCGUCUCAACUUGAAGAACAGCCCGCCAUUUAUUCUUGACAUAUUACCCGACACGUACCAGCAACUGCGCCACAUCUACGCUCGAUAUGAGGACAGCAUGGCGGCUCUAAAUGACUGCGAGUACUUCCGCGUCUUUAUCGACAACCUUAUUCAGAAGAGCAAACAAGCUGUACGGUUGUUCAAAGAGGGUAAAGAGAAGGUUUACGAUGAGGAGUCUAGUUGUCGUCGUGGUCUGACGAAGCUCAGUCUUAUAUUCAGCCACAUGCUUGCCGAAUUGAAAUUUCUUUUUCCCGAUGGACGCUACAAUGGAGAUUCGUUUCGAAUUACGAAGAGCGAUGCUUCGGAAUUUUGGAAGAAAACGUUUGGCUCCAGGUGA
Molecule: messenger RNA, 555 nt
Organism: Corticium candelabrum
Lineage: Eukaryota; Metazoa; Porifera; Homoscleromorpha; Homosclerophorida; Plakinidae
Product: E3 ubiquitin-protein ligase CBL-B-B-like
Exons: 1
Coding region: 25-555 (176 amino acids)
Biological process (GO): negative regulation of epidermal growth factor-activated receptor activity; cell surface receptor signaling pathway
Cellular component (GO): plasma membrane; membrane raft
Molecular function (GO): receptor tyrosine kinase binding; ubiquitin protein ligase activity; phosphotyrosine residue binding
Source: RefSeq, a predicted model, not a curated record